This is a messenger RNA of Wallemia ichthyophaga EXF-994, 777 nucleotides long. RefSeq lists its product as uncharacterized. Gene Ontology annotation, cellular component: endoplasmic reticulum membrane; endoplasmic reticulum. The transcript has 2 exons. Bases 1 to 777 code for a protein of 258 amino acids. The record is from RefSeq and is a predicted model, not a curated record. NCBI's taxonomy places the organism in Eukaryota, Fungi, Basidiomycota, Wallemiomycetes, Wallemiales, Wallemiaceae.
AUGAAAAUAUCGCUGCUUUCUCUGCUUAGCGCGGCUGGUGUUGCUAUCGCAUCUGUGACCAGCUCAGUGAAAGCACCACAGAUAGAGGUAAAGUCAAAUAUAAUAAAUGCAAUCAAUGGAUUGGCAAUCGAUGGGAAUAUCGUUAUCAAUGGAGAGACCAACACGCUGCUUAUAAACUCUAUAAACGCAGAAUCAGCCAAUUACACUUUACAAAGCAUUUCUGGAGUAUUUAAGAACGUCAAGAAUGACAAGAAGGUCAAAGAUGCUCCUAAAGUCUCAAAUAUCGGUAAAACUAUCCAAGGUGACUCUAAUACAACGCCAUACGCCUACAACUUCCCUUCCGAGUUCAAGACUGGUGAUUUGAAGCUCGAAGUUAGUCUCACAGUAAGCGACAACGAGGGCAUCAGUCAUUUGCUCGACGCUUUCGAUGGCGUGCUCACAGUCGUCGAGCCUAAGCAGACAUUCGAUCUUGAAAUGUUGUCUAUUUACGCCUUGUUGGCUGGAAUAGCUUAUUUGGCGGCUAAAUUUGUCUACGAGACCUACAUCAACCCUCUCUCUCCAGCUGAGAAAAAGAGGAAGAGCAAGGCCAAGGAGAACAUCUCAGCACCAAUACGCCCAGUCAACGUUGAGGAUGUCAAAGAAGGCGACAACGAUUGGAUGCCAGAGCUCGCAAAGCUGAAGCAGCGUAAGAAUAAGAGUGCUUCCUCAGCUGAAGAAACGAGUGGUGAUGAAGCUGGUAAGAAGGCCAAAAAGGGAAAGAAGGGCGGACGUAAGUAG